Leptopilina heterotoma is the source of this 1859-nucleotide messenger RNA. Its product is annotated as mucin-22-like. Bases 96 to 1772 code for a protein of 558 amino acids. The transcript has 2 exons. The record is from RefSeq and is a predicted model, not a curated record. Lineage: Eukaryota; Metazoa; Arthropoda; Insecta; Hymenoptera; Figitidae.
ACAAAAAAAGCAAAGUACACAAUUAUAUAAAUAGUAUAAAAUUGCAUUUACUGGGAAAUUUUUUUUAUUUUUGUAAAAUAAACUGUUGCGUUAAGAUGUCGGUGAAAAUUUUCAUUCUUUUCUCCACUCUCCUCGUCUUAUUGACAGGGACAACAUGUGAGACAACAGCAGGACCAAAAACAACAACUACGAGUAAAGCAUUAUCGUUUCUACAAAACAUGUUCAAUCCCUUAAAGACUACAAAGCGCACAGACUUAAUUUCAACAAUAUUAGGGGGUACAUCCGAAUCAGCGACAAUUGAUGCGGCAGUAACAACAACCACAACAUCAACAAUAGUAGAAUUAUCAACUGCAUCAUCAACAACAGCAGAAUCAACAACAACAGUAAAAACAACAACACCAGAAUCAUCAACAGUAGAAGCAACAAUAGCAAGUAGGAGGUAUUAUACAUUAGGAGGUACAUCCGAAUCAAUAACAACUGAUGCGGCAGAAAUAACAACUACAACAUCAACAACAGCAGAAUUAUCAACUGCAGCAUCAACAACAGCAGAAUCAACAACGGAGGAAGCAUCAACAACAGUAAAAACAACAACAGCAGAAACAACCACGGAAGAAGCAUCAACAACAACGAAAGCAUUAACAACAGAAGAAUCAUUAGGAAGUACGUCCGAAUCGAUAACUACUUCUAAAACUAAUCCAUUAUUGUUUUUGCAAACCCUGUUCAAUCCCUUAAAGACUACAAAGCGCGCAGACUUAAUGUCAACAACAUUAGGAGGUACAACUGAUGCGACAGAAACAACAACUACAACAUCAACAACAGCAGAAUCAACAACGGAGGAAGCAUCAACAACAGUAAAAACAACAACAGCAUCAUCAUCAACAGCAGAAACAACCACAGAGGAAGCAUCAACAACGACUAAAGCAUCCACAACAGAAAAAUCAUUAGGAAGUACGUCCGAAUCGAUAACUACUUCUAAAACUAAUCCAUUAUUGUUUUUGCAAACCCUGUUCAAUCCCUUAAAGACUACAAAGCGCGCAGACUUAAUAUCAACAACAUUAGGAGGUACAUCCGAAUCAGUGACAGAAACAACAACUACAACAUCAACAACAGCAGAAUUAUCAACUGCAGCAUCAACAACAGAGGAAGCAUCAACAACAGUAAAAACAACAACAGCAUCAUCAUCAACAGCAGAAACAACCACGGAGGAAGCAUCAACAACGACUAAAGCAUCCACAACAGAAGAAUCAUUAGAAAGUACGUCCGAAUCGAUAACUACUUCUAAAACUAAUCCAUUAUCGUUUUUGCAAACCCUGUUCAAUCCCUUAAAGACUACAAAGCGCGCAGACUUAAUAUCAACAACAUUAGGAGGUACAUCCGAAUCAGUGACAACUGAUGGGACAGAAACAACAACUACAACAUCAACAAUAGUAGAAUCAUCAACUGCAUCAUCAACAGCAGAAUCAACAACAACAAUAAAAACAACAACACCAGAAACAUCAACAUUAGAAGCAACAUUAGCAAGUAGGAGGUAUUAUACAUUAGGAGGUACACCUGAAUCAAUUACUAAUGAUGCGGCAGCAUCAACAAUAGCAGAAUCAACAGCAAAAGAAACAACAUUAGGAAGUGCAUCCCAAUCGACAACAACCAAAGCUACACUUAAUACUGUUACACCAUUGUCUAUGGGUAAAAGUAGAAUUUCAGGAUUGGCUAUGAAAUCAGUUAGUUGGUUUCAACUAUGUAAAACAGCGCUAAAAUUUUGGAUUUUAGAUUGAUUUUAAAUGAUAUCUAUUUGUUGUAUAUAUUUAACAAUUAAAUUUGUACUUUUAUUUGAAAGGAAAUAAUAAAUUUGAUUUUAUAAA